AUAACCUUUCAACCAUAUGUUUCUCACACAUAUUAUAUUUUAUAUUCUUUGAUUAGUAUUUAUAUUAAAUGAUAAACAAGUCAAGACAAUCACUUCUUACCGUCACCUCAACUUAUGUAUAUGUCUUAUGCAUAUAUACGAAUCAAAGUUCAAGGUUAGCGUAACAGUAGGAGGUGAAUCCAAGAAGAAUAUUCUACAACAAACAAAUCUGCCGACCCUAUAAAUUAACCUUAAUGCACUUGCAUUAAGUUCCUCAAGCUUAACAUGGAUCGUUCACAAACUGAUUCCCAUAAACUCAGUCCACAAGAAGAUGAUCUAAAUGAUUGUCCGGUCGAGCAAGUUCGAUUAACCGUUCCAACAACCGACGAUCCAACACUGCCUUGCUUGACUUUCCGGACAUGGUUUUUAGGGAUCAUAUCAUGUGGUGUUCUUGCCUUCUUGAACCAGUUCUUUGGUUACAGGCAAAACGCGCUAUACGUGUCUUCAGUCAUAGCACAAAUUGUCGUUCUUCCUGUUGGAAAAAUGAUGGCAGCAAGUCUACCCACGAAACGAUUCAGAAUUCUCGGGUGGUCAUUUUCAUUGAACCCUGGGCCUUUCAACAUGAAGGAACAUGUGCUUAUUACCAUAUUAGCUAAUGCUGGAGCGAGUUCGGUUUACGCAGUGGGGAUUAUCACUAUUGUUAAAGCUUUCUACCACACUGACAUUCACCCAAUGGCAGCAAUGUUGCUAGCACAAAGUACUCAGCUUCUUGGAUUUGGAUGGGCUGGUAUUUUCCGAAAGUUUUUAGUUGAUUCUCCGUACAUGUGGUGGCCUGCUAGUCUCGUUCAAGUCUCCUUGUUCAGGGCAUUACACGAGGAAGAGAAGAGGCCAAAGGGUGGUCUAUCAAGGGUGCAGUUCUUCACAAUUGUGCUUAUAUGUAGCUUUGCAUACUAUGUGGUUCCUAAUUAUCUAUUUCAAUCCAUCACCGCGCUCUCGUUCGUAUGCUGGAUAUGGAAGGAUUCCUUCAAAGCUCAGCAAAUCGGUUCAGGUCUUAAAGGCUUCGGUAUAGGAGCUUUCGGUCUUGAUUGGGCCACUGUUGCUGGUUUCCUCGGAAGCCCAUUAGCCACCCCGGGAUUCGCUAUGGUGAAUAUGUUGGUCGGGUACGUGAUAAUCUUUUACAUGGUGGUUCCCUUAUCUUAUUGGAGCAACUGGUAUGAAGCUAGACGAUUUCCCAUGUAUUCUUUCAAGACAUAUCAUGCUGAUGGGACAAAGUACAAUGUUUCAAAGGUUUUGAACCAAUCAACUUUUUCAUUCAAUCAAGAAGGAUAUGAUGAAUAUGGAAAAGUUAACCUUAGCAUAUUGUUUGUACUAGCUUAUGGUCUAAGCUUUGCAACAUUGGCCGCCACCGUAUCUCAUGUGAUUCUCUUCUAUGGAAGCACAAUAUGGGAACAAACAAAGGCAUCAAUCAACACGAAAUUCGGGGACGUACAUACAAGGUUGAUGAAGAAAAACUAUGAGCCUGUUCCAGAAUGGUGGUUUCAUUGUCUUUUAAUACUGGUGAUCGGUCUUGCUUUGCUUACUUGUGAAGGAUUUGGGAGGCAGUUGCAGCUUCCCUAUUGGGGAAUCAUGUUAGCAAUUGCUUUAGCUUCGGUCUUCACUUUGCCCAUUGGUGUUAUUGUUGCUACCACAAACCAGGGUGUGGGACUUAAUGUUAUUACAGAGUUGAUCAUUGGGUAUUUAUACCCAGGCAGACCACUUGCCAAUGUUGUGUUCAAAACCUAUGGUGACAACAGCAUGCGACAAGCCAUACAGUUUCUAAGUGACUUUAAGCUAGGCCAUUAUAUGAAAAUCCCACCGAAGUCCAUGUUCAUUGUUCAGUUGGUAGGAACAAUCAUCGCAUCGACAGUCUACUUCGCUACAUCUUGGUGGCUCCUCACAACAGUCGAAUUCAUAUGUGAUCCUACCAAUCUACCCGCCGGAAGCCCAUGGACAUGCCCCGGAGAUGAUGUUUUCUACAACGCCUCGAUUAUAUGGGGACUGGUGGGACCUCAACGUAUGUUUGGAAACCUCGGGCUAUACUCGAAAAUGAACUACUUCUUUCUUUUUGGAAUUCUUGCACCAGUGCCAUUUUGGUUUCUUUCGCGCAAGUUCCCUGAGUGGAAAUGGGCAAGGCUCGUUAACAUACCGAUCCUUAUAACCUGUCCCGGUCCACCUGCUAAGGCAGUGAACUUUAAUAUGUGGUUCACGGUGGGGAUGUUCUUUAACUUUGUUGUUUACAAGAGGUUCAAGAGUUGGUGGGCACGACAUAAUUAUAUAUUGUCGGCUGGUCUUGACGCUGGUGUUGCGUUCAUGGCUAUCCUUUGCUAUUUGGUGUUACAAAAUAGGAACAUCAAUGGACCAGAAUGGUGGGGGUUAGAGCUAGAUGACCACUGUUCAUUGCCCAAUUGUCCUUCGGUUCCUGGAAUCCAGGUUGAAGGAUGUCCUGUUAUUCAAUGAAACCUCGGUUUAUGUUGUCUUAAAAUUACUAGUUUCUAAACACUAGAUUUGUGUAACACCUAUACACAACGUUUCUUUCUCUUACAUAUAAUGUUAUGAAAUUAAAGAAUGCUUUCUUGUAUAACAACAAUACUGGAAAAUCAAAAUUUAUAAAAUCUA
Helianthus annuus (common sunflower) is the source of this 2634-nucleotide messenger RNA. Its product is annotated as oligopeptide transporter 5. The transcript has 7 exons. The record is from RefSeq and is a predicted model, not a curated record. Lineage: Eukaryota; Viridiplantae; Streptophyta; Magnoliopsida; Asterales; Asteraceae. Gene Ontology annotation, biological process: transmembrane transport. The coding region runs from base 265 to 2475 and encodes 736 amino acids. Gene Ontology annotation, molecular function: oligopeptide transmembrane transporter activity.